AUGGACAGCGCGAAGGAAGACGAAGACUCGGCCUUCCGGUCUGUCAUGUCGAUGGACAAGUUAGCGUUUAGCCGAAACGAUCGGAACAAAGAGAACCUCUCGCAAAACAGUGUAACGGUUACUUCUAUCUCGUCAAGUAGAUCGCGGCCGAUCGACGCCGAGAGAAUUAACGCAGGCUUCGUUGUCAACUUCAAAAGAAAUACUCUAUCAAGUACACCUGCGAAAGCAACGGGCUCUGGCGGCUACUUGAACGUCUCUCAACCGGAUCUCAUUCGAGACACUCUUUUCGCUAUGGAAAACAUCCCCGGCACCUUCAUAUGCUACGACGAUAACGUCAAUUCACUUUACAGAUACCGACUCAAGGAGAAAUGA
Messenger RNA from Oikopleura dioica, 372 nucleotides. The record is from the annotation of a GenBank genome assembly. Lineage: Eukaryota; Metazoa; Chordata; Appendicularia; Copelata; Oikopleuridae.